Molecule: messenger RNA, 1002 nt
Organism: Penicillium macrosclerotiorum
Lineage: Eukaryota; Fungi; Ascomycota; Eurotiomycetes; Eurotiales; Aspergillaceae
Product: DUF3712 domain-containing protein
Exons: 4
Coding region: 1-1002 (333 amino acids)
Cellular component (GO): fungal-type vacuole membrane
Source: RefSeq, a predicted model, not a curated record
AUGUCGACCAAAGCUGGUGUCAUGGAAACCACUACGACCACGCCGGCCAAGCGUAGCUUCGGCGCGCGCAUCGGCGCUCACUUCAAAAAGUGGUGGUGGCUGCAUCUCAUCGUGCUGGUGAUCAUCAUUCUGGUCGUGGUCUUGCCAGUCAUCUAUGUUGCAUACCCCAAGAUCGCCCAGCGCGAUGUCAAUGACUCCACUUUGAACAUUACGAGCAUGAGCAUCACAGAUCCCAAGCCAGAAUCCUUUGUUCUCAACCAGACCCAGGUCAUUGGGUCACACAGCUCUUACCAUCCCCAAAUCUACGCCUUCGAGGCUGCCGUCUCCCUGGCUGGGGCUGCGAGUGCGUUUACCACUGUUAAAGUCCCCGCAGUGAAGUCCAAAGAUGGUGCGCAGGUCGAUGUCUCGCAGACGGUGGACCUGUCCAAUGCAACGGCCUUUGGCGACUUUGCUACCGCAGUGAUGCUGAACGAGGAAGUCUCGCUGAAUAUCUACGGCAAGCCCGAGCUGAAGGAGGGCGGGCUACCAAAGACCACGGUGACUUAUAACAAGACCGUGACGAUGAAGGGCCUGAACAAGCUGAAGGGCUUCGACGUAACCGAGUUCCACAUCAUGCUCUCAACCAAGAACGGCCGUAACAUGAACGGCACCGUGUUCAUCCCCAAUCCCUCUGUCAUGACCCUCGAGAUGGGUAACCUCACCCUCGGCCUCUCUGUCGCCGGCCAAACCCUGGGAUAUUCCUAUCUUGACGACCUGAUUCUCAAACCUGGAAACAAUACCGUCCCCAUGACUGCGAAUGUCAACGAGAGCGCCAUCAUCAGCUUCAUGCUCUCCGAUAGCAAUCCCUACACAGAUGGCGUUGUGCCCUUCCAGAUCACCGGCAACUCGAGCGUCUACAACGGCCAGGAGCUGCCGUAUUUCACCGAGGCCCUGAGCUCGAACAACCUCACCGUCAACCUUAACGUCACCAAGGCCCUAGCAGAGAUCAACAUUAGUCUCUGA